Molecule: messenger RNA, 6729 nt
Organism: Equus quagga
Lineage: Eukaryota; Metazoa; Chordata; Mammalia; Perissodactyla; Equidae
Exons: 4
Coding region: 178-951 (257 amino acids)
Biological process (GO): lipid metabolic process
Cellular component (GO): membrane
Molecular function (GO): oxidoreductase activity, acting on paired donors, with oxidation of a pair of donors resulting in the reduction of molecular oxygen to two molecules of water
Source: RefSeq, a predicted model, not a curated record
GAGAAGUGAAGAGAGACAAGUCCUACCUCCCAGGAGGGAAGAUGGUUCAGACUCCAUCAGGGAAGAAUAGACUCAGGAGAGACAGAAAGUUACAGGCUAGGAAGUUGUUCCCUCUUGGGUGCAUCAGGAGACAACUAAGCUAAAACAUUUUCUGAGUAGGUAUCAUACUUCAAUUGAAUGAAAGGAGAGAAAAAGGUCAUUUUAAUGAUACAAUCAGAGGUUAGGAGUAGAUGUUUUGAGAGUCAACCCAGAAAUCCCAAGGGUUCAAUGAUGAUGAAGUUUGAAGAAAAACAUGAGGGCAGUGGGAGUCUUGUAGGAAAGAGACAGCCCUAUCUAGGUGAGAAGCAUCAGGGGAACUUGAAACCAGAGGCAAAUGAGAAAGCCGAGGCUUCUAUGAACCAAGAGGCAAAUGGGGACUGUUGUGAGAAGCUCAGACAAAUCCUCAACAGGUACAGCUGGCAGGAGAUACAGAAACACAAUCAGAAGGCUGAACAGUGGAUAGUGAUCAGUCGCAAGGUCUACAAUGUUACUGGCUGGGCCAACAGGCAUCCAGGUGGCCACCGCAUCCUCAAUUACUGUGCUGGGGAAGAUGCUACGGGCAUAUCAAGAAACUGGUGGAAUCAUGGACACUUCCAGCGUCAUGUAAAACCAAACAUCUGUUCCAAAGACCAAGAUAUUAACCUGGGCUCAAUUAUUCUGUUUGGAGACAUUCAACCUGUUGAGAGAAAGAAGAUUUGUCUCACUGAAGUUCGCGAAGCAGCACAACCCUCUCCAGAAGUGCCUUCUUUAGAGUCAUAUUCAAUAUGCGUGUUGCCUCUUCACAAAUGGUGGAAGCCACCUCGCAGUAUGGCAAGAAGAAAAUCAAAUACAUCAACUAUGAGAAGCAGCACCUGUUAUUCUACACGGGUGAGUCUCCUUGCAGCCACAUUUCUUCUCAUUCCAUUUCCUUGAGGCAAGCAGUUGUCAAGCCAGAAGGCAGACUGGAACCCGCCAACAGAGACAAGCCACUGUCUUAUUGUGACUGAGAAAAGCAGCAUGUCUUCUUUCAGACUUCCUGGGGUGAAAAUCUGGAAAGGAAAAUGGAAAAGCAAAUAGGAAUUUUUAAUAGUCAUCUCAUCACUCUGGGUAUGAGGCAGGGAAGGAGAUGCUCCAAGAAGGAUGGAAGGCAGGAUGUCAAUCAAGGGGAUUUGCAUCUGGGACUCUCAUCCUGGGUAGACUAAAGACCUGUCAAGAAGAAAAGAAUAGCGGUAUUGGAUCAGGAGAAAAGACAGAUAGCAAAAGAAUGCCAAAGCAUGGACAGUAUGAUGCCAGGAAAUGUAGAGGUCUGGGAAUAAAAGACAGCUAUAGAGCUUCUGUGUGAAAGAAAGUUGGCUGUUCCCAGGGGUUACACAUUACUGUAGAAGAUAUCUUUGUGGACAAUAAUAUAUAUACAUAAUUUGGAUAUACAUGUGUACCUGCUAUGUAUCUAUAUCUAUCUAUUGAUCAAUGAGUAAGAUUGAUACACACACACACACACACACACAUAUAUAUAUAUAUAUAUUUAUAUAUUAGGUCUGAAUGUGGUUGUGGCUGAAAAGAAACUAGGGUAACUAUUAACACUGGCAGUAAUGAAAAACAUCAGCGGCAAAAAUGCUUUGCUCUUAAUCAAAAUCAAACACAUAACAGCUCACAAGUAAAAGUUCAUGGAACCUCAAAAUAUGCUCAUCUAAACAUUCAGGAAAUAAGCCCAAAUCAGGGAAUGUCCCAAACAUCUCCUGUAGAUUAGUGGUUCUUCACCAGGAGUAACAUUGCUGCCAAUGGGACAUCUGACAAUGUCUGGAGACAUUUUUGGUUAUCAUAACAGAGAAGAAAAUAUGGUAAUAGCUUCCAGGUUUGUAGAAAGCCAGGGACGCUGUUAAACAUCCUACAGUACAUAGGACAAUGCCUAACAAUAAAGAAUUAUCUGGCCCAAAACGUUCACAGUGGUAAGACUGGGAAACUCUGUUGUGGAUGCCUGAUUUGCCCAGAUGUUGGUUGCCAGUGGUCAUCGGUAACAUGCCUGAAAAGAGUGGCAUGUAAGCUCAUAUUUUGAGAUAUGGGGGCAACUUCCUCUGCUGUGCAUGCUGGAAUUUUGCAGCCCCUUCCUGUGGUAGUCACCUUCUCCUUUUCUUGCAUGAUCAAAAAGAGGAAUGAGGACAACAGUGCCCCAUUUUGACCAGAAUAUGACCCCCAGCCUAACUAGAUGUGUGUUCAUGUAAUAAAAAAGCAGUUGAAGUUUCAUUUCUGAACUCAUCUCCCAUGUCUGUAGUGCUGCAAUAUGCCCUUAGCUUAUGAAGAAUGAAUAAAGGGUGUGGAUUGACUGAAGAAUGCCCACCUCACAAACUAUACUACUCUCAGCAGCUAUUUCACUAUAUCCUUUCCCUUCAAAUGACAACUUAGUAACAUGGGUACAAAUGAGUCAUCCUCAAUUUGUCAAAGAGAAACUGAGUUAGUCUUUUCUUAAACGUGGCAAGACAGAUUUUAUUCAAGCUACUGCUGUAGGAAAUGGAAAAUUCAGUAUAAGUGGAGCUCAACUCUGGUGAAUCAAGAAGUGGGAGACCUUAAAGCCUGGCACAUGAAAAGGAAAUUACUGAAAGACGUUGAGGGGAGGGGAAGCUCCUCAAUGUGAUUAGGAAAUCUGUGUUAGGCUCCUACCCUCCCACAGAGACAUGGAUGCAGGGCCCUAUCCUUCCUGAUGAUUAUCUUUCCAAAGGAUGACUCCCAGGACCUUGAGAAAGAUAUUUCUGCAUGUAGAAGAUACAUCUCAAAGGGACAUAGAAAAGGUUUAUAGUUGUAAGUUUUCUAGCAGAAAUGAAAAGGGAGGUCAGAGGCCCAUAGUCACGUUUUGGCUUAAACAAGCAGUACCUUCUGUUGACAGUCUUGACUUUUCUCUGGAGGGACUUUAAGGGGGCAGGGCUCAUCCCAGAGAUGUGGCUUUGACCUGUUAGAAGCUAUGCUGGUGUUUGUUCCAGUCUCUUAUUGUGGAGGGUGGAUGAAAUCUUUCUUGCUCAGAGUUUGCAGUUUGAGAGCUUGUAGACCAAUGCGAGGCCUAGUGAAGAAGAGGAUUCAGAGGACUUGACUAAAGUUUUGUCAAGGAGAGAGUCUGUCAAAACCAAAAGGGUCUCCAUAAAUGCCUUUGUGCUCCAGGCAUCCUCAUUGGUCUUAGCAGAGAAGCAGGUACAUAACCCUUUACCCAGGCGAUGAGUACACCUUCUUUAUUUCUGCCACCUUGACAUACUGUGACAGUGAUGAAUCCUAAAGAAUGUGAAGGACUGAUGGAUUCCAUAGACCUUGAGAAAACUUGAAAGCUCACAGAAGAAGCUCUUCCAGGAUGCUUCCAUCAAGAAUGACCCAAAUCUUCAAAGCUUCUCUAGUCUCCUUGUGGGAGUUUUAACCAAAUUCCUGGUUCAUCCUAAGAGACUGAAAAAGCCUGGUGGAGUCUAGGAUGUGGUUAUGCAUCUCCACCUUGCAUUCUUUCUCAGGUUCAAAAUUCCAGGUGUGGUAUGGGGAAAAGAUAGACUCCUGCUCACUUGCAAUCACAAUCUGCUCAUUUAUUCACCAUCUUUUCUUUUGUACUUCUUCAAUUGCUCUUCCCUUCUUCAUGCCGAUAUAUGUGAACGUGCAAUCCAUACAACAGUGGUACUUCCGAAGGUAUUGGGGCGUGAGUAACUUGACUCAUUCUCUGAAGCUAGAUCAGGUUGAAAAUGGGAAAUGAAAAUGCUUUGUCCCUUCCAGAUGUAACUUCCUUGAGUAACAGGACAUAAGAUUUAGCAAGUAUGUGAAGGGACCCUAGCCUAGAAAAGGGGAAUUGAAAUUGUGUUCAGGGCAUUUAACUUUUGAGCAUUUGUCUCUGCCGGAAUUUGCCUGGAUCAGCAGUUUUUACAUCCGCUAUUUCAUCAUAUUUGGCCAUUUCUAUGGAAUCUUUGGAACCCUAGGGCUUAUCUAUUUAGUCAAGUAAGAAAACAAGAAUAUCCUCUUAUUCCAAUAACCUGGAUGAUCCUCUUACCUUCCUUGUCUAAUCAAUUUGUGAUGGGCAGAAGAUUAUGACACUAUGCCCCCCUUCUCUAUAACUGCAACAUUAUCAAAAAAGUGUGAAAAAAACUGGUAGAAAUAGUUUAAUACAAAGAGCUACUUGGAAAAACAUUAGCCAAUCUUCUCUUUUUUCCCCACUUUCUUCAUUCCGAAUUGCAGUAUUCCAUCUAAUCUCAAAUUAUUUAAAAUUACAAUCCAGUUUGACAUCCAUAAUCUUUCCCAAAGAUAAUAGAAUGAGAGGAAUAUUUUAAAGUUACUUUAUGACUAGAGAUUUCCCAAAAACCAAAGUCAGAGAGAUUGAAUCACUUUCCCAAGUUUCUAAAGCCAGUAAGUGCCACUGGCAGUACCAAACCAGAGAUUGGAACCAGCUCUACCUGAUGAAAAAUCUCAGGCUGUCAAUCCUUUUGAAUAUGCAGUUAAUUUCCCUAGAUAUCUUUUGAUCCUGCACCAAUGUUUACAGCAAAUUAUUGGGCCACUGCUCUCAUACAAUAGGCAGUAUGACAAGUUAUGAAAACAAAUGUUUAAAGUGUCAUCUCUAGAUAAAAAUAGCAACAAAUGAUUACCAUUUUUGAAGAAUUGUUGAGUCUCUUCCAUUUCCUCCAAUUCUUAGCUAGGUCUUGCAGGCUGGUGAUUGGAACCAUAGCACCCCAUGGAGUCACCACUUCCCCUUUUAUUCUCUGAAAGGUCUCUUGAGAGUCGCUGGAUAGUAUAUGUCACCCAGAUGAGCCACGUACCAAUGAAAAUGAGCAGAGAAGAGAAUCUGGACUGGCUCAGCACUCAGGUAAUAAUGAAGAUCCUGGAAGAAGAUACUUCAGACCAUACUGAUUAAGAGUCUGGUUACCUCAAGUGAUAAUAAUUAAGAGGCUGGCCAGGUGGCAUAGUGGUUGGGUUUGCAUGCUCCGCUUUGGCGGUCUGGAUUUCUUGGGUUCAGAUGCCGUGUGCAGACCUACACAGCACUCAUAAAGCCAUGAUGUUAAGGUCUGUGACAUAACAUAUAGAGGAGGACUAACACAGAUGUUAGCUCGGGGAGAAUAUUCCUCAAAGUAAGAGAGACAGAUUGGUAACAGAUGUUAACUCAGGAUCAAUCUUCCUCAACUCCACUGAAAAAAUAAAUAAUAAUAAUAAUUCAUACUUACCAAAUGCUUGCCUGUGGCCUCGCACUGUCUACUUCUUUGCAUGCAACUACAUACGGGAGGUGCUAUGAUCAUUACCAUUUUAUAGAUGAGAAAAUUGAGGCAUGAAGAAGUUGAGUAACUUACCUAAAGUAACACAGUUAAUAAGUGGUAGAAGCAGGUCUUAAACCUUAGCAGUUGGAUGUCAGAGCUCUUGCACUCAAGCAAAGGUCAAUAAAUUUCAGUCCAAGGGCAAAUCCAGCUCACUGCCUGUUUUCAUAAGUACUGUUUUAUUGGAACACAGCCAUGCUCAUUCAUUUACAUAUUAUCUAUGACUGCUUUCAUGCUAUGACAGCAGAAUUGAGUAGCUGUGGCAAAGGAUUAAAAUAUUUCCUCUCUGGCACAUUGUAGAAAAAGUUUACUGACUCCUGCUUUAAACUUCCACAUGACAUGGCCUUUCAAGUGAAUCUGAGACUCCUAGAAUUACAGAAUGAAUUUUUCUCCUUGAAAGACCCUAGAAUUCACCUCCUUUCAAUGUAUAGGGAGACAGGCCCAGAGAGAAUACAUGACAUGCUCUCCAAGCAUGCCAGGAAUGAUUAACAGAGUUGUGAUCAAGGCGGCACACCCUUGUCUCCUAAGCCUUCCAGUAGCAUGGGAUGAUUAACUCCAGAACCCAGCCAAUAUGCUGCUUGCUUCUCCUAGCUCAUUUCCAAACUCAAGGGACCUUUCAUGAAGUAAAGAAUAGUGGUUCUCAAACCUUUUGGUCACAGAACAAAUUGACAUUUUUGAAAGUUACUGAGAAGCUCAAAGAGCUAUUGUUUGCAUGGGUCAUAUCCAUUGAUAUUUACGGUAUUUGAAAAUAAAAAGGAGAUAUGUUUAAAUAUUGAGUUUAAAAUAGCAAGAAUAAAACCAAUGUACAUAAACAUCAGAUUAAUGAUGCCAUCCCAUGUUUAGUAAACUCUGGAAAAAUCCACCAUUCAUGGAUGAAAGAAUGAGAAUGAAAAGGGUAAAUAAUGUCUUAUAAGAAUUACAGGAACAGUUUUGAAACUGCAGAUCUCCUGAAAGAAUCCUAGGGAACCCCAAGUUUUUGUGACAUACACUUUAAGAAACAUUGACAUAGAACAAAUAGAAAAAUUUCAUUGGAAAUGACAACAACCCCAACUGGAAUUAAACCUUAAAAAGGCAUGGAAUCAAAUGACAUUCGUGAGGGUUCUUAAUGUUGGCAGUCUGGAGAAGCCAAUGAACUCCUUUUCAGAAUAAUGUUUUCUAAAUUCACAAAGUAAAAUUGCAAAGGAAGCCACUUAUAUUUGACUGCACUCCUAUGCACCGAACUAUUGAAUGCCUUACUUCCCAUUUAGGAGUCCUCUCAAUGGAAAUGGAUUCUAACCCCUACAGUCUUUACUAGGACCUUACAAUCCCACUUCCAACUUCUAAAAUCUGCAUUCAUGACACCUCUGACUUCUGUAUUCAAGGGCUGAUAGGGACAUAGCCCCUUCACAUCCUACAUAUGUUUUGAUAUGUAUUGCCUUGCAAAAUGUGUUGUUGCUUUUUUAAAUUGUAAGUUUCU